Equus quagga is the source of this 7374-nucleotide messenger RNA. It is a transcript of the gene PLEKHF1, whose product is annotated as pleckstrin homology and FYVE domain containing 1. Bases 151 to 1008 code for a protein of 285 amino acids. Gene Ontology annotation, molecular function: metal ion binding; phosphatidylinositol binding. The record is from RefSeq and is a predicted model, not a curated record. The transcript has 2 exons. NCBI's taxonomy places the organism in Eukaryota, Metazoa, Chordata, Mammalia, Perissodactyla, Equidae.
GGGCUCGGGCGGGUUGGGCGCGCAGCCAGGGCGGUCUCAGACUCUGGCCCCGAGCAGCGGCGCGGAGAAGGGCGCUUGUUGCUGGCUGGCGGGGUGGCGGCUGCACGGGCUCCAGGAGAGCGGGUGAGAACAGCCCAGCUGCCGGAGAACAUGGUGGACUACCUGGCAAACACGGAGAUCAACAGCCAGCGCAUUGCUGCCGUUGAGAGCUGCUUCGGGGCAUCGGGGCAGCCGCUGGCCCUGCCAGGCCGGGUGCUGCUGGGCGAGGGCGUGCUGACCAAGGAGUGCCGCAAGAAGGCCAAGCCACGCAUCUUCUUCCUCUUCAACGACAUCCUGGUCUAUGGCAGCAUCGUGCUCAACAAGCGGAGGUACCGCAGCCAGCAUGUCAUUCCCCUGGAGGAGGUGACGCUGGAGCCGCUGCCCGAGACCCUGCAGGCCAAGAACCGCUGGAUGAUCAAGACGGCCAAGAAGUCCUUUGUGGUGUCGGCCGCCUCCACCACGGAGCGCCAGGAGUGGAUCAGCCACAUUGAGGAGUGUGUGCGGCGGCAGCUGCUGGCCACAGGCCGCCAGCCCAGCACGGAGCACGCGGCGCCCUGGAUCCCGGACAAGGCCACGGACAUCUGCAUGCGGUGCACGCAGACGCGCUUCUCGGCACUCACGCGGCGCCACCACUGCCGCAAGUGUGGCUUUGUGGUCUGUGCCGAGUGCUCCCGCGAGCGCUUCCUCCUGCCUCGCCUCGCGCCCAAGCCCCUGCGCGUCUGCAGCCUCUGCUACCGCGAGCUGGCCGCCCAGAAGCGGAAGGAGGAAGAGGAGGAGGAGGAAGAGGAGCAGGAGCCGGGCACCGGGGCCCCCGGGCAGCCGGCCUGCCUGGCCGGGGCCAUCUGCGGAGCGUCCAGUGGAGACGACUACGACUCAGAUGAGGACAAGGAGGGCAAUGGGGAUGGCGAGUGGCCCAGCCAUGUGGAGUUCUACACCUCGGGCGUCUCCUGGUCGUCCUUCCACAGCUGACGCCGGGUCUGCAGACGUGAGGGAGGGGCCUCGGGUCACUUCCCCAUCCAAGCAGACUCCACUGCCCACGGCCCUGAGAGGGCAGAGUCCCCGAAGCAGCCCAGCGCCCCCAAGGACCCUACCCCACAGUGGUGGGCACAGGAGGAGUGGCUCUUUCUCUCUAGACUCCCAGUGCCUUUUUUCUGGAUGUUGACAUCCUUCUCUUUCCACUUCAGGUAAUUAUCUUUCCAUUUAGCAGACCCAAAACACUUAGACCCUUAGGGAACAAAUGCCAUUUCUCAGCCCUAUGAGCUCUAGCUCCAGAUGACCCUUUGAAUUAGAUGACCCCAGGCACCAAUAGGGACCAGAGGGAGCUAGGACUGGAAUGAGGUCCCCUCGUCCCUGAGGCCUUGGACCACAUCCCUGCCCUGCACACAAGCACACCCCCGGGAAGACAGUCCUGAGGGGCCUCCAGGAAUCAAGGCCUGCCCAGCCACCUUGCAGACGCCCCCCGCUGGGCUGGCCGGGCCUUGUCAGACCAGGCACAUGGGCUCUUCCAGAGCCAGGCAAGAGGCCCAGGGGCUGCAGCCCGGUGUAGGGCGGCCUGCCAUAGCCUCUGGCCCCAUCUGGCCUCUCUCCAGCUGUCCAGGCAUCCGAGGCCUCUCUGGGUCCUGUACUCAUUGCUCCCUGUGGCUGGGGACAGCAGUGGUUUCUGUUAGGACUCUUAAUUGCAAGUGACAGAAACCCUACUGAGACUGACUUAACAAUAAAAAGAAAGUUUAUUGACUCGUGUGGUUGAAAAGUCCAGGAGUGUUCUUGCAUAGACCCAGUGCAACCAGGGGCCGAAGCCCUGCUGCGUGGCAAGUGUCAACAGCUGUCCGCCACACUGGGCGUUCCUGGGGACACGGGCAGCACCGUGCGGUCAGACAAGCACACCAUACCUAGGCUGGUUCCUGUCCAUCCGGGUGCUGUCCCUGUGGCCCGGUGCCUGCAGGCCUGUGCGUUUGGUGUGAGUUAUCUAAGCGGGUGGACUUAGAGGAACAAGGAGCCGUUGUCUGGCCUGCCUGGGCCUUCUGGCUUGAGGGCUCUCCCAUGCGCCUCCUGCCCUGCCCGUCCCCCGGGAUGGUGCUGGUGAGUGAGGCAGCCCGGGUGCGGCAGCUGGCCUUGCUCAGAGCAUGUGGGGGCGGGGCUGGAGCUUCAAUGCCAGCCUGCUGCCUGGCCCACGCCUGCCGCAGAGUUGCUGGUCCCUCAGGCGUCGCCUACAUUUUCUUCUGCACAGUUGUUCUCUGUUGCCUGGCUGGCCUUGGCCAGAGCCUCCUGUGGCAGAGAGAGGGGUCACUGUCCGAUAGAAGUGCUUACUCGGGCCAGGAGAGCUUCCCCCAGUCCACAGGGCACAGUGCAGAAACGCCCCCAUCGGGGCUCCAGUCCCCGGGGGAGAAUUGUCCGCUCUAGCUGGUGGCUAGUGCUGAUGGUGGCAGUCGCUGCUGCUUCGAGACCCUUCUGUGCGCUGGUCCCCAGGAGGCAGAGCCAAGUCGACUUACUUAAAGCCAUCCUAAGGCUGAAGGGGAUGUGGCCUGAGCCCUGAGAGAGGGACAGACAAAGCCAGAGGACAGAGCUCUCCGAAUGGCUGUGUCGUCAGGGGCUUCCUGGAGGAGGCGGUGUUUGGUUGAGCCUCAGAGGAGGACAGGACUUUCUCAGAGAGGAUGGUAGUCUCCAUGAGGACUGGGACUCUGGGUCUUUUUUUGUUAACCGUCCCCUCCUGUUGCUGGCAGUAAACAUUUGUUGCCUGAAUAAAUGAGUCAAGUGAGAAAUGGGGCUGGGGCUGUUGGGGAAGAGGGAAUGAUAAUGAAAUGCAAUUGAGGCUCACCCGGGAGCUUCUGGUCAAGGUGUGGAUGAGACCCAACAAGUGGCCCUGGCCCCCUCCUGGAGUUGGGGGACAAGCCCUCCCCAGGCUCUGACUGUUGCCCUCUGGCAGGGGCCGGAAACACCUACCACCUCCACCAGGCAGAGCUCUCUGGAGAGACGACAGACCUGUUCACAGGAGCCCGAGGGCCUCCUUGGGGACGUCGUCCAGGUUGGCAUCAGAGGAUUUCUGCAGCCUGGCCUCUCCCUGCCCCGGCCUGUUCUCUGGGACAGAGGCCGCAGGGGACGUCUGGGCCACUGCUGGGCUGGGCCACCGGGCAGGGUGGGACCGACUGCAAGGCUGACCCCGUUCUCAGCCAGGAUCCGGGUCUCUCAGGCCACACUCACAAACCAAGGCCGCGGCUUCCACUGGCCUGCCUGUGACCCGGGCCUGCAGGAAGCCGUUUCCCGAGGCUGUGGGCAGGGAAGAGGCCCCUCAGAGUCUGGGGCUUUUCACACAUGGCGCCAGCAGGCUCUGGGCUGUCCCCCUGCCUCACUCUGCUCCCAGGCCCCCAUCUGGGAAGGGGUGUGCCCUGCCUCAGCCUUGAGCAGACUCGCUAGGACUGCCCAGCGGGCAGAACGUGGGGUGGGAGCAGGGGUUGGAGGGGAGGGGUCUGCCCUGCUAAGGCAAACAGUCAGACUCUGGGCUUCUCUGGGUUACUUACUGACUCCAUGCCCACCAUUCCACCCCUGCUUGUGAACUUCAGCCCUUCCUAUCGACCCCAGUGCAGUUGCCACCUCCACUCUGCAGCCUUCCUGGAUUGCCCCAGUGGCAUGGCUGUCCCCCCUGUGCUCCCAGAACACCUGCAGCCCCUGCUCCAGCUCCAGCUCUGUCUUCCAUGAGGUGCCUGAGCGGCCUGUGCCCAUCAAAGCCAGCCUUCAAGUCCUAGCUGCCGCGGGCAGGGGCAGCACAUUCCUCGCUCCUCUGCGGCCCCCACAGCUCCCAGCCAGGUCCCUGCGCCACUGACAGUUCCACAGAUGCUUCUGUUCGAAGGUGGCCUUGUGACUUCCCCCAGCUCCUGGGGGAUGCAGACAAGAUGCUGGGGUCUUGGGGACCUCAAAGCCCCUCUGUCCAAAACUGACCCCAUCGGCUUCGCCUGACCUGCUUGUCCUGCUUCCAUUGGCGCCUGCCCCAGGCCUUCAAGCCAGACACUGCAGUGCUCCUGACCCUUCCCUUGCCUGUCCCCCAACCUCCCAUGCCCUUCCAGGCAACCCAGGCCCAAACGGAGCGGCUCUGUGGUGCACAGAGGCGCCGCAGCAGCUUCCUUAGGGCCACGGAGGAAGUGGUUCCAGCAAGGCACGGAGGCAGCGUGGGCCAGGCUGGGCCAGACCCCGCCGGGUGGAGCCCUUAUCCCAAUGGAGAGAGAACCCUGUGUGCACACGCAUGUGCACACACGCACGGCCCUGCAGCCCCUCUCGGCGUGCCUCCUACUUUCCCUCCUGACCUCCCCAUCUCAAAGCCUCAGACUGGGUUUUGGAUCAGUCGAGAAGGGAGGAAUGGAGAGUGAGGUCAGGAGGCCACACCCAGGAAAGGGGAGCGAGAACCCAAGGGUGGCUCUGGGCUCCCUCGUUCCCUUCCCUGUUGGGCCGGGGACCCCAGGCCCCAGGGAGUCAGGUCAGUGCCAGAAGGGAAGCCUGGCCGGCCGUCCCGAGGCCCUUCCAGAAGUCCUGUCUCCUGCUGGCUCCCCUCACCACCACACAGCCCAGCCCUGGCUGGAAUGUUCCAACGGCGAAAACAGGCAGGCAGGCAGCAGGGAGGGAGAGAACAGGGCGGUGGGCAGACGGAGCCAGACAUUUCUGGGCAAAAACAAGGGGAAAUUUCAAUCCUUGGAGUGUCAGCUUAGGGGUCCUGCCAGACAUUCUGACCCCAAAGAACAGGCUUUCUGGAGAGCGGUCCCUGCCCACCGCGGCUCCCAGCCUGGCCCAGAAGCAGUCGUCAGUGCUGCCCAUUUUUUCCCAGCGCAGCCGUGCUGAGCUCGACGCUGUAGCUCACGCGCACACACUCAAGCACAGAGACUGUGCAGUUUGCAAAUUACCCACAUUCUUAUAAUGCCAAAAUGCCUUCCUUUGUAUCCCAACCAAGCCUCCCAGGGGCCCCGACCCCCGCCCAGGAAGCAGAGCCAGCCAACUGCUGAGACUUUCUCUCCCCAAGGCCUGAGCUGCAGCUGAUCCGACAGAGGAUGCAGCAGAGGCCUCCGUGGGAGGGAGGCAGGCCCGCAGCGCCACGGUGGAGGCAGGGUGGCCCAGGCGGCCCAGCCCUGGACUGGAGCGGGGCAAGUCAUCCCCCUGGCUCCCCUGCUCCUUCUGCUCUGCACUCAUGCUGUGCCCUCACCUUCGGACACCGGCUUCCCCACAACUCCUGCCCCCAGCGCUGGAGUGGGCGCCUGGGACUCAUCUGGGUGACAGUUCUCCUUCAGGUGGCCACACCCUGGUAUUCCCUGACGUGAAUAAUACCAAAAGUAGAUCCUGGUCUCUGCCCCCAGUUCCUGGCACAGAGCUCCUAAAACUCUUGGGAUUCCUAAGUGAUGAGAUCCCCGGGGGCAUUCCUCACGGGGCGCUCAGGGAGCCCUGGACUGCCCCUAGCAGCGGCAGGAGUGUCUUGUUCCAACGAAGUGAUGCUUAGUGGGCAAUAAAAAGACCAAGCCAGGAUUAGAAGCUUGGAACUUUCGGUCCCACCCCCAUCCUCCAGAAAGGGAAGAGGGACUGGGGGUCGAGUUAAUCAUCAGUGAUGAGGAAGCCUCCAUAAAAAUCCCGCAAGUACGGAGUUCAGAGAGCUUCCGGGUGGGUGAACACGGGCAGGUGCCGGGGGAGGGGGGUAGUCCGCCUUCCCACACGCCUUGCCCUGCGCAUCUCUUCCUCUGGCUGUUCAUCCAUAUCCUUUACUACAUUGUUUAUAAUAAAUCAGUAAAGGUAAGUAUUUCCCUGAAUUACUGAGCCUAAGGAGGGAUUCACAGGAACCCUAACAUACAGCUGGUCAUUCAGAUAGUGAGUACAGGUGACAACCUGGGACUUGCAAUUGGCAUCUGAAGUGGGGGCCGUCCUAUGGGACUGAGCCCUUAACCUGUGGGGUCUGUGCUAACUCCAGUUAGCGUCAGGAUGGGAUUGAAUGGUAGGACACCCAGCUGGUGUCACAGAGAAUUGCUUGGUGUGGGGAAAAUCCCGCCACAUCUGGCAUCAAGUGUUGUGAGUGUGGUAGUGGUGUGAGGGUCAAGGCGUGCACAGGAGUGUUUUCACAUGCCACUGGGGAAGCCCUCCCCCUGCCUACGGCCACGUGCUUCAGUGCCGCUGAACCACCCACAUCCUGGCUCUGGAAAUGGACACAGGACACAGGACUGGACAACCAGUAGGACUAAAGGGACCUGCUGAGGGCUGCGAGAGUCGACAGCCAUUUCCACCUGCGCACAGGGAGAAGUGGUCCUGAGUCACCUACAGGGGGUACAGCUCUCAGGAGAGUCCUGGGAAAACGACCCGGUGAGGGUCUUGGGGCCCAGAUUCACCCCCAGAAUAAGGCUGUUGCUAAGACCGUGCAGAUUUCAAUUCAAUGAGGGAGAAAUCCACCCAACGAUGAACAGCUCCAAGAUAUGAAAACAGAACAUUCAAAAGCAUAAUGGACAACAGUGAUUGUUUCCUUUAUUCAAGGCAAAACAAUGCAACGUGUCACUCAGGCAGUCUCAACAUCUCACAAGCUGAUUACCACACGAGUCAAACUCCAGGACGAACAUAAUUCAGUUGCAAACCUGAUUUGGGGAAACAAAGCCCCAUUUUAGGAGAAAAAUGAUUCAGAGACUGCGCGCUUCCAGGAUGUGCUUUGUGGAAGCUCCCGGUCCUCCACGAUUAGGCCCAAGGUAUUUCUGCACAUUGAUCUCCUCUCCAAAGGUCAAGGAGUAAGCGGUCAGGAAAAUCAAUAAGCCUCCAAAGCAUUAGGAGGAGGAAAUUGGCAUAGGUCGGACGUGACCUUCAGAAGCGGCGGGCAGCCAUCUGGGUACUCCCUGGGACUCAUUUUCCAUUUUUUAUUGAGGUCUAACCUACACCCACUGAAGUGCACAGUGAGACUUUACACACUCGCACACACGUAUAAGCACCACCCAGAUCAAGAUGCGGAACAUCCGCGGCAGCCAGAAGGCGCCCGGGCCCCUCCAGCAGAGCCCACCUCCAACGGUAACCGGGGCUCUAACCUCUGUCACCGUGAGUUUUUCUGUUGUUUUUACACUUCCCAUAAACAGAAUCACCCUGUCGGCAUCUUUUUGUUCAGGCCUUUUUGGCCGACAUUGUGAGAUUCCUCCGCGUCGCUGUGGGUCUCCCUGGCGGUUGUCUGCGCUGUGGUAGUCUUCUAAUUUGUGAACCCUCCACAACUGCUUCUCCAUCCUACUGUUGAUGGGUUUGGGGUUGUCCCGGGUUGGGGUCAUCAUGGCUAAAGCUGUACGACUAGGCCCACGAUGUCCUGUGGUGGACACAGCACACACGUCCUGAAGGAAAUGAGGCAGA